AUGUAUGUCGACCCCGUGGAAGCAGGAGGCGAGCAACCCGGGUCUACAGCUUUCUGGUACAAGCUAGUCAUUAGUAUUGGCCUUGUCCUCGCAGGUGGUGUCUUUGCUGGGCUGACUCUCGGUCUCAUGGGAUUAGAUGAACUUCAUCUCCGUGUCCUCGCCGCAUCCUCGGAUGAUCCAAGAGAAAGGCAAAAUGCCCAGACAGGUUCGCCUGAAUUUCGAAAUUUUGACAGAAUUUUUACUGGGAAGUCUAGUUCUUCGCUUGUUGGCUCACCGCCGCCAUUGGGUGCUUGUGGUGCCUCAUGCGCUCCCAUUGUUUUGGGGAUGAUGUAUCUCUUUGGUGCGUACUUUACAAUCGUUCCCGACACGAUCUUGAAUUUGGUUUUGGAAGCUCCUAUUGCGUAUCCUAUAGCAAAGCUCCUUGACUAUAUUCUCGGAAUCAACGAAGCUCACACAUACAAAAAGGCAGAGCUCAAGUCUUUUCUUGCGUUCCAUCGUCAGGGAGAAGAGCCGCUGAGGGAUGAUGAAAUCAGUAUUCUCAACGGUGUCCUUGAACUUAACAAUAAACAUGUCGAAUCCAUCAUGACUCCUAUGGCGGAUGUAGUGACCAUCAGUUCUGACAAGGUUUUGGACCACGAUACAGUACAUUAUAUCUUGAGCAGCGGCUAUUCGCGCAUUCCGGUGCAUAGGCCAGGCAGGCCCAUGGCAUUUGUGGGGUUGCUGCUCAUAAAAAAGCUCUCCGUAUAUGAUCCGUCACAAUGUCUCCCUGUUUCCAAAUUCCCUCUCUCAAUAUUGCCCGAAGCGCAUCCAUCGAUCAAUUGCUUCCAAGCAUUGGACUAUUUUCAAACAGGCCGUGCACAUCUAUUGCUCUUAAGCAACACGCCGGGUCAAGAAGGAGGUGCAAUUGGAGUCGUCACACUCGAAGAUAUUAUAGAGGAAAUCAUCUCAGAAGAGAUUGUGGAUGAGACGGAUAGGUACGAAGAUAAUCAGAGUAAGCGUCGUGCCAGACGCUUGAAAAAUGCGACGGUCAUGCGUGGGAUCGUUGAAUAUCGGGGUAGCCGGGCCAAUUCUCAAUCCACGUUACCUCUUCCUGGUGAUCGUACUCCUCUAUUAGGUGGAAGAAGCAUAGGUCGAGACAUAAGUAUUCCUCGGAAUGGGGCAGUUGAGGUGGAAACGGUGCGUCCUACGAGUACUCUUCGAGAGACUGGGACGCUUGCAGAAUACGGAGGUAUUGCGACUGGGUCGCCGGCGGAUACAUGA
This is a messenger RNA of Fibroporia radiculosa, 1260 nucleotides long. RefSeq lists its product as uncharacterized. NCBI's taxonomy places the organism in Eukaryota, Fungi, Basidiomycota, Agaricomycetes, Polyporales, Fibroporiaceae. The transcript has 11 exons. Bases 1 to 1260 code for a protein of 419 amino acids. Gene Ontology annotation, cellular component: intracellular membrane-bounded organelle. The record is from RefSeq and is a predicted model, not a curated record. Gene Ontology annotation, biological process: magnesium ion homeostasis.